Molecule: messenger RNA, 4069 nt
Organism: Chlamydomonas reinhardtii
Lineage: Eukaryota; Viridiplantae; Chlorophyta; Chlorophyceae; Chlamydomonadales; Chlamydomonadaceae
Exons: 5
Coding region: 153-3776 (1207 amino acids)
Biological process (GO): regulation of mitochondrial mRNA stability; chloroplast rRNA processing; mitochondrial RNA processing
Cellular component (GO): ribonucleoprotein granule; mitochondrial matrix
Molecular function (GO): RNA binding
Source: RefSeq, a predicted model, not a curated record
GUACCAUACUUGACGGCCACAAUUAAACUUACUUCAACAACACUCGUCAAUUUUAGGCGUGGUUCAACAGCCGAGUUUGCUGCUGUGUCUGCAAGAAUUUGGUUGCCGCGCUAGUUGCCGGCUACAUAGUGCCAUGAAACAAGCGUAGGAAAAUGAACUUACAGGCCCUGGGGAGGCCUGCUGCGCUGGGCGCUCGGCGCUCACUGAGCCGGCAAGCAGCCCGCAAGGCGUUAAUUGUUUCCGCUCGACUGGCCAAGCCGGAGGGCCUUCAUGGAAGUAUCGCAGCCUCGCGGGUCCCUCAGGUUGUUCAGGGCGACCAGCCUGGUGGGCAGCUUGAGUCCCCUUACCAGGUCCGUCCUGCCCGCCAUCAGCAACACCAGCACCAGCAUGGCUUGCAGGAGCGCCACCAGGACAGUGGUGGGGCCGCGGAGGCCGGGCCGUCGUCCGCAUACGCUCGCUCCGGGGGCGUCACGUCCACGAGCGUGUCCGGAGCGGACCUCAUGGGGCGAAUCAAGGCGGCCCGCAGCUGGCAGCAGCUGCAGACGCUCGUGGACGCGCAUGCGCGCUCCAUGAACCACCUGCAUGUCAGCGCAGUCGUGACCCACAUGGCCCAGUUGCACGCUUCGUCGUCUAGCGGCAGCGGUCGCGGUGAUGGCCUCGUGCGGCGGCGGCUCGAGCUUAGCCGCCCACCGCAGGGGCACCACAUCGCACUGGGUGGCCGGGACAGCUACAACAGCAGCAAGCCCGGCAAGCCUGCGCUGGCCGCAGAAGCUGCGGCAGCCACAGCGCGGUUCGCAGCCAGCCAGCAGCCCGGGGACCUGCCGCCGCUGCGGCAGCCGCUGGCGGCAGGGCCCCACCACCAGCAGCAACACCACCACCAGCAGCAACACUACCAGCAGGCGCGGCGGAUGGGCGUUGCCGCUAGCAGCAGCGUUUACGAGAGCCGGGAAGCCUUCAUGCGCCGCUUGGAGCGGGCCGUGUUGGCGCACCUGCACCAAUUCCGGGGGCGGCAGCUUGCCAACACGCUGUGGGCCGUGGCGAAGCUGGGGUAUAGGCCCUCGCGGCAAUGGCUGGAUGCUGUGCUAACGGCAUCCCGCGUGGAGCUGCAGCAGCAGCUGCGGCAGGGCGACACGGGAAGCGGGCAGCAGGGCGUUGGCUUUGAGCCGCAGCACCUCGCGAACACGCUUUACGCGCUGGCAAUUCUGGGCGUCACGCCGUCGGGUGACUGGCUGAACUUGUUCUUUGCGGCCGUGGACAGGCAGCUGCGCGGCUUCGGGCCGGCGGAGCUGGCGCACCUUUGCUACGCCGGCGGCCGACUCAAGCUGUCGCCGGGGCGGCGCCUGCUGGGCGGCUUCAUGCACCACUCGGGGCUGCACAUGGACCGGUACGGCAUCCGCGAGCUGUCGUUGCUGCUGUACGGGCUCGUGCACAUGGGGGCAACGGUGGACAACUACGACUGGAUGCGGGGCUUCCGCAUCCGCACCAUGGAGGUCGUGAUCAGCAGCGGCGCGCUGCCCACGGGGCGGCUAGAGCAGCUGGUGCCGCGGCUGAACCUGCCGCUGGCGGCCGCAGUGGCGGAACAGCUGGCAUCGGCGCAGGACGACGAGGCGGUUGACGGCGGGGGCCGGCAUGGGCAGCGCGGGCGGGGAGCGAGGCGCGGGCGGCGGCGAGCCGGCGAUGCUGCGCGGGCGGCGCAGGCGGCAAUGGUGGUGCAGUACCUGCCCACGGUGCUGCUCUGCAUGGGCACCGCGGGCUACUUCCCGCCGCCCGUGUUCCUUGAGGUGGUCCUAGGCGCACUGGGCAGCGGCUGCAGCAGCAGCGGCAGCGGCACGGACGGCGCAGGUGCUGCUUGGCGGGCGGGCACGCCGCCGCGGGCGCUGGGGCCGGUGGGGCUGAACAGCGUGAUGCUGGCGCUCGCCUACAUGAAGUACCGGCCGCACCCGCGCUGGUUCGCGGGCUUGUGGAGGGCGGUCAUGAACAGCCUGGACUCGUUCGACCCGCAGCAGACGUCCAACGUGCUGUGGGCAGCGGCGCAGCUGCAGCACGGCCCCGGCGCCGACCCGCGGCUGCUGCCGCGCCGCGACGUGGGCCGCCUGCUCCGGGCCGUUGCCAGCCGCUUGCCGGAGCACAGCGACUCCGAGGUGCUGGCGGCGCUGCAGGCGGCGGCGCUCAUCCGCGGCCAGGGCCGGAUGUUCCAGGACCAGCCCUACCAGCUGCAUGAGCGCCAGGAGGAGCUCCAGCAGCAGGCGCUGCAAGGCGCGGCUGCUGCCAGCUCAGGCUUGGGGCCGGGGCUGGCGCCGUUGCAGCAGGCCGUGCGGCGGCCUGAGGUGGAGGUUGGGGCCGGGGCGGCCUUCCCGCGGCGGGACUGGCUGGAGCUUAUGGAGACGGAGCUGUAUGGCCGACUGCAUCAGCUCAAGCCGUCGGAGCUGGGGGCGGCGCUGCAGCACUUCGCGGCGUUGGGCCACCGCCCCAACCGGUUAUGGAUGGCGCGCUGGGCGGAGGUGGCGGCGCCCGCCGUCGCCACGGCGACGGACGACGCCGUGGCUGUGGCGAACGGUGGAUUGCUGCGGUCGCACGGGCUGAGCUUUGAGCAGCUGUGCCGCAUGACGCACGCCGCGGCGCGGCUAGGGUUCCGCCCGACGGCGCCGCUGCGGUCGGCGCUGCUGCAGGCCACGGGCACGUACCUCGCGGUCAUCGUGGCUGCGGACGCCGCUGCGGCGGCGGGGCCGGCCUCGGAAACACAGCUGGCCCAGUCGGGCCGACUGGAGCGGAUGGUGGGCGCGGGCUCCAUGAGCUGGCUUCUGUGGGCGCUGGCGUUGCUGGACGUGCGGCCGUCGGACGAGUGGAUGGCCAGCUACAUGGGGGCAAUGGCUGCGGUGAUGCGGCGUGAGGCGCAGCAGGGCGCGAGUAAGGCAGCGGAGGAGGAGGCCGAGCAGGAGGGGGCCGGGGUGCUGGGUGCGGGUGCGGGCGCGGCCGCCUGGGCGGCGGCGGGCGCGCAGGGCGAGGGCUUCAGCGCACGGCAGCUUUCGCUGGUGGUGUGGGCGCUGGCGCGCCUGCGCUACGACCCCGGGCCAGAGUGGAUGCAGCUCUUUGUGGAGCGCUCGCAGCCGCUGGUUGUCACGCCCGCGUCUGUCGCGGCGGCCGCUGUGCCGGCUGUCGUGUCGGUCUCCGUGCAGGCUGUGGCUGCAGCGUCGGUAGUGCCAGUUGUCACCGCGGCGCAAGAACCGGAUGCCGUGGCGCAUGCUGCGGCCGCCACCGCGGGCGCUGCUGAGGCCAACCCGGCUGAGGCGGCGCCGGUGGAAGUCCACGCCGUGUCGGAGGGGCACGAAGAGGCGCAGGGCACUGCGUCGCCGCGCGUGGCUGCAACAGUUGCGCCAGUUGUUGCGGCUGCUACUGCUGCCGCUGGGGGCGCGGCGACUGAGCUUGCCUCGCAGUCAGUGCCUAAGAGCUCGAGCCCGAGCAGCCCCAGCACUGCAAGUAGAGCAGGCGCAGCCAGCAGCGCUAGCAGUAGCAGCCAGAGCAGUAGCAGCAGUAGCAGGAGUAGCACGGGCAAGGGCGGCGCCGGCAGCAAGGGCAUGGGCGGCUUCAAGCCGGUCCUAGACUUCAGCAGGGUGAUCCUGCAGGGACUGACGGCCUGGGCUGCGACGCAAAUCUCGGGUGCUGACAAGCAGGCGUCCGCGGGCGGCGGAGCAAGGGCCAGUGAUCCUGCAGGCGAUGACCUGGAGGCUGCGGCGGCGGGUCGGAAACGCGGCGGGCUGGCUCGCAAGAAGAUCUAGCAGCUUGCGGCUUCGUUGCUCGUUGUGUAGGUGCCACUAGGUAGUUGUGAGGAACGCGUGCAUUCGUAGGUUCUCAGGUGAGCACGGUUUCCUGUGCUGUAUUGGCGGUUGGAGUAAAUAGACGAGAGUGCUUGAAGGGCUGACAUGUUAUACUGGGCGGCGCCAUUGACAUCCAAAGCAAGCGCAAGAAUUGAUGGACUAAUUUUAUGACGGUUGGCAGUGUGCCACAGACAAGAUAUGUGGUUCGCCUCGCAUGGGAAAGUCGCCGUGAGAGCCACGAAUGGCCCUAUUAC